CAUCAACGUUGUCGAUUUCUGGAAUAUCUGAAACAAUUCUCUGUAGCUUGGUAGUAUCUGUGUAGAUUUAUAUCCUGCUCUGCACAGUUUAUAUCUAAAUGAGAUCAUCAGGAAAUCGCUGUUGAUAUGUUUUAUUUAGUUGACGGUAUUCUAAAGCUGUAAAGUUCCAUGAGGAUUAAUUACAUGGGACUUCCAAAUAGUUUUAUUGAGUCGAUUUUGACAGGUGGACUAGAUUCCUAAAAACACUGUCUUUCCAAACUCUUAGACCUGAAAUGACAUAAAAUUAACUCCUUAUUUGGGGAGUGACUUAGUAAAUAUGACCUUUUUUUCCCUUUCCUUUCCUUUUUCUUUUUUUCCUUAUCUUGCAGUACUGAAUUGGCCAUUGUAUUUGUCAUUCUCUGAAUUCUAGUGACUCAGUGACAUGGUUGUGGUUAGCUGGUAGUGUGGGGAAAGGAUGGUACACACAGCCCUCAAUAGCUUAAAAUGCUGAUAUUCCGUGCCACCUCCGUCUGCCACCCAGCCUAGGUGACCGUCCAGUUGGGUGGUGGAGGGUUUACUGUACUGUCAGCCAGUGUUUUAAUGAGAACAGGUCCGUCUAGGAUACCACCUUAGUCAAGAAGGAGGUGUUUGCCUGCAUAACCUCUUUCUCUGGGGUUGUGUUUUAGCAGGUGGGUUGGGAUGUUGGAAGAGGCUUGGGAAAGGCUGGCGGGGCCUUACCGUUUGAUGACAAAACGAAACACCUGUGAGAGCCGCCCUGUCCCCUCUCCCUUGCCGUAGAAAGGCAGACAGCGCUACCGGAGGUGGAGGGACAGAGUGAGAGUCCCUGUGGAGCGUAGAUUCUAAACCAGCUUCUCGUGUAACCGUGGGGGCGCCGAGGCCCGGGGAGGAGCGGGCACUGCCCGGGCGGGAUACAGUUAACGCCACAUGGACGGAGACGCAGCGUAGGGCUGUCCCCGGGGCCAGACCGAUUCCUGCCGACACCUGCCUUUUUCUUCUCUGUUCACUAGACACGUGUGUGUUGUCCGGUGAGGCCGCAGCCGGCCUAACGGGACGCUUGUUGUCGGGCACUUGCAGCAGACCGGCCACUGUCUGUACCCGCGUUACGUGCUGAUCCCUCUCUGCGGGCGUGUGUGAUUGUUGCGUGGCUGUGAUCAGCAUGUAACUCUGAUGUUUCGUUCUGCUUCUUUGCUCCUAACAUUAUUUUAGAAACGUUUUCCAUGUUUCUACAUAGUCUAUCUUUAUUCUUUUUAAUGGCUGCGUAGUGUUUCGGGUUGUCAUAGCAAGGUUAAUUUUACCUAGGUUGUGAGCAGUUAGAAAAUGUUUAUCUCCAAGGUUAUUCCCAGUGUAGAUUCUGUCUCCAUAUUUUCCAUUGCAACUUCGAAUACGUAUUUGUAUGUAUUUUAAAGCCAAAACAGAAUUCUCACGAGUGAUGCUCUAACCAGAUGCAGUACACACACGUACAUUUUCUUCUGUACUUUAUCUUGUUUUAAACCACUGCUGUGACUUCUGAAUUAAUUUCAGAGGUGGGACGGUCGGAUGGUAUAUAACCAAACGAGAAACCUGUUUUGUGUCUCCUCUGUGCCUGAACCCCGGUAGCUGGCCCUCCGAGCGCUCCAUCGUCAGGUCCCACGCUCUCUUGAGUUCUGUGUCCAGCUAUGCCCGUUCCAUACCCCUCCGCUCCCGUGAGCUAAACGAGCCAAACUGAAAAUCCAGAAAACAUUGCUAAAUUAGAAGGCCUUCUUUCAUGAUGGUAUCAUUUUUUUAAAAGACUAUGUAAAGCAUAGUUAUUCCUCACUGUUUGAUUUUAGUUAGCAGAUUGCAUUCUAAAAUCCUCCUUGAGGUAAGUAUAAUGAUUCCUGAGUCGAGAAUCGUCUUUAUUGUCUCUCCUCAUGGUCCGUCCCCUUUCCUGUACCCACCGUUCAAGGUUUCCUCAAACGUCCCUCCUUGGCAUAGCACCUUCUCAAGUUCCAGAAGGUGCUGUAUUUCCAUGGCACCCUCUCUAACACUUGUCUAGUGCGCAUUGAUUUGGUUUAAAGUAUUUCUUGUAUCCACCUAGACUGAGCAUGUUUAUACGUGUUGAGAAUUUUCGUAUAAUCUGCAUGAGUUCAUCUUAGUACAGAUAAACAUGUAGCCCUCCUGGCCCAGCAAGAGAAGCUGGAUAAAAUGAUUUGGAACCUCAGAAGAGAGAGAAUAUGCCGGAGGAGGCCGAAAAGUAAGACUUGGCCUGGGCCGAGGAGAACAAGUGUGAUUUGGGCAGAAGAGAUUGGAUGGUGGGUUUUCCAAAUCGAGAGGAGAACGAGGCGGACCCCUUCAGGCAGACCGCGCUGGGCUCCUGUGAGGCGUGGGAGCAACGCCCCGGGGCGCCACGGGGGGGCUCCUGAAAGGACACGGUUAGAGGUCGACCGGAGAGGUCUCUUGGAGCCAGAGGAUGGGAGACUUUGAAAGCCAGCCAAAGAAGUUCUAGAAUAGAAGAGACAAAAACAUGUUUCUCUGUUCUGUUACAUAUUGUCUGGCCACUGGUGGAAAAACAUCAGAGGAAAAAUUAUGCAUUUGGUCUAAGUCUGUAUUACGGUUGGUUUUAAAUUUUUUGAUUUGCAGUAUAUUAAAGGACCUUGACACCUCUGACACAAAAGGUGCUCCUAGCACGUCACAGGACUUGGCAAAACCCGAGAAGACGACAGCGUGGCGGCCCCAUCCAGAAACCAGCACGGACUAUGACGACAGGCCAGCGUACAGCAGCAGCUCAUUCACGUGAUGGAGCGCAUCUGUGCAUUGGUUGAUACCAUUCCCGACCACGAGCUGAUGGCCCUGGACUGCGGGCGGGAGCUAUGUCAGCAGCGGGACCUAAGGAGGAGGCUCCUGGCCGACGCCGGCGCCAGUACACGCGAUGCCCGUGUCCCCGGUUCGGCGUGGAGGUGCGGGCCGGGUGCGCUUGGGAGCCCUGCCGAGGACGUGGCCUCUGGGUGCUCCGCGGAUGCGUGUUCCAAGGGCGGCUCCUGCCCUGCAGGCAGUUGUGCUUCUGUCCAGGAGUCCCAUUUUCCACACCUGGCUUCCAGGGCCAGUGCUGCCAGGCCACGCGUACCGGCCACCACCCCCGGAAGGACAGGAUUCCCAGCCCCCACAGAGAGUCCCUUUGAAAGACCGUUAUUCAGUCCCCAUUUACAGAAGUCCUUUGUAAGUAGCAACUGGGCUGAAACACCAAGGACAGAAAAAAGAAAUGAAAGCUCUUACUUCCCGGGAAACGUUCUCACAAGCACGGCUGUGAAAGAUCAGAAUAAACACACUGCUUCGCUAGAUGACUCAGAAGGCGAAAUCCAGGCAGCCCGUGACACUGAUAAUUUUGACAUAGAUGACUUUGAUGAUGAUGAUGAUGACUGGGAAAAUAUCAUGCAUAAUUUAGCAGCCAGCAAAUCUUCCACAGCGGCCUGUCAGCCUGCUAAGGAAGGCCGGCCAGUCAGACCAGUAACAGAAAGAACCCCUUCAGCCAAGACAGACUGUCCUCCACUGGCAUCUGCUGCUCAAACUAAAAACUCAGAGUCAAUUCAGAAUUACACUGACAAGUCAGCGCAUGAUUUAGCAUCCAGAAAUCUGAAGCAUGAGCGUUUCCAAAGUCUUAGUUUUCCUCAUACAAAAGAAAUGAUGAAGAUUUUUCACAAAAAAUUUGGUCUGCAUAAUUUUAGAACUAAUCAGCUAGAGGCGAUCAAUGCUGCGCUGCUGGGUGAAGACUGUUUUAUCCUGAUGCCCACUGGAGGUGGUAAGAGUUUGUGUUACCAGCUGCCCGCCUGUGUAUCCCCUGGAGUCACCAUUGUCAUAUCCCCCCUGAGGUCACUUAUAGUUGAUCAGGUCCAAAAGCUGACCUCCUUGGAUAUUCCAGCUACUUAUCUGACAGGUGAUAAGACUGACUCGGAAGCUACAAGUAUUUACCUGCAAUUAUCUAAAAAAGACCCGAUUAUAAAACUUCUGUAUGUCACUCCAGAGAAGGUGUGCGCGAGUAAUAGACUGAUUUCCACGCUGGAGAAUCUGUACGAGAGGAAGCUCUUGGCGCGUUUUGUUAUUGAUGAAGCGCAUUGUGUCAGUCAGUGGGGACAUGAUUUUCGCCAAGACUAUAAAAGAAUGAACAUGCUUCGCCAGAAGUUCCCCUCCGUCCCAGUGAUGGCCCUCACCGCCACGGCGAACCCCCGGGUCCAGAAGGACAUCCUCACUCAGCUGAAGAUUCUCCAGCCUCAGGUGUUUAGCAUGAGCUUUAACAGACAUAACCUGAAAUACUACGUGUUACCGAAAAAACCCAAAAAGGUGGCAUUUGAUUGCUUAGAGUGGAUCAGAAAGCAUCACCCACAUGACUCGGGGAUAAUCUACUGCCUCUCCAGGCGAGAAUGCGACACGAUGGCUGACACGCUUCAGAAGGACGGUCUGGCUGCCCUCGCGUACCACGCCGGCCUCAGCGACUCCGCCAGGGAUGAAGUGCAGCACAAGUGGAUUAAUCAGGACGGCUGCCAGGUUAUCUGCGCGACAAUAGCGUUCGGAAUGGGCAUCGACAAGCCCGACGUGCGGUUCGUGAUCCACGCGUCUCUGCCUAAGUCUGUGGAGGGCUACUACCAGGAGUCGGGCAGGGCUGGCAGGGACGGGGAGACGUCCCACUGCCUGCUUUUCUAUACCUACCACGACGUGACCAGGCUCAAGAGGCUCAUCUUGAUGGAGAAAGAUGGAAACCGUCACACGAGAGAGACCCACUUCAACAAUCUGUACAGCAUGGUGCACUACUGUGAAAACAUAACAGAAUGCAGGAGAAUACAGCUCUUGGCUUACUUUGGUGAAAAUGGAUUUAAUCCUAAUUUUUGCAAGAAAUACCCAGAUGUUUCUUGUGAUAAUUGCUGUAAAACCAAGGAUUAUAAGACAAGAGAUGUGACUGAUGAUGUAAAAGAUAUUGUAAGAUUUGUUCAAGAACAUAGUUCAUCACAAGGAAUACGAAGUCACCCCCAUGCAGGUCCUUCUGGGAGAUUUACUAUGAAUAUGCUGGUCGACAUUUUCUUGGGAAGUAAGAGCGCGAAAGUUCAGUCGGGGAUAUUUGGAAAGGGAUCUGCUUAUUCACGACACAAUGCCGAGAGACUUUUCAAAAAGUUGAUACUUGACAAGAUUUUGGAUGAAGACUUAUAUAUCAAUGCCAAUGACCAACCAAUUGCCUAUAUGAUGCCAGGAAGCAAAGCCCAAGAUGUACUAAGUGGCCAUUUAAAGGUGGACUUCAUGGAAACGGAAAACUCCACCAGUGUGAAAAAACAGAAAGCGUUGGUGGCAAAGAUGUCUCAGAGGGAGGAGGUGGUUAGGAAAUGUCUUGGAGAACUGACAGAAGUCUGCAAGUCUCUGGGGAAGGUGUUUGGCGUCCAUUACUUUAAUAUCUUCAACACCGUCACUCUCAAGAAGCUGGCAGAAUCAUUAUCUUCCGAUCCUGAGGUUUUGCUUCAAAUUGAUGGUGUUACUGAAGACAAACUGGAAAAAUAUGGUGCAGAAAUGAUUCCAAUAUUGCAGAAAUACUCGGAGUGGACGUUGCCAGCUGACGACAGUGCCCCCCGGGUGAGCCCGGGCAGCAGCAGAAGCAGCAGGAGAAACGGCCCUCCGGAGUCUGAUGACGAAAUGCCCGUAUCUUCUCACUACUUUGCGAAUAAAGCCAGAAACGAAAGAAAGAGGAAAAGGAUGCCGGCCUCCCAGAGGUCUAAGCGGAGGAAGACCGGUUUCAGUGGCUCCAAGACAAAAGGGGGGUCCACUACCUGCAGAAGGCUGUCCGCUAAAAGUAAACCCUCCGCCGUCUUCGGGCCCCGUUCGCCCCUGCCUGGUCCACAGGCAGCAUCAGGCACCGGUAGAAAAUUGGGGAUUAUGGCUCCACCCAAGCCUAUAAAUAGACCAUUUCUUAAGCCUUCAUAUGCAUUUUCAUAACAACCACAUCUCCGUGUACAUAGAUCUUCUUUCUCAUUUGUCAGCGCCUCACCAUCUGUGAGCAUAAAGCUGCUGGUUUUGUUGUGCCGUUUGUAAUUUUUACCCAUAACUAUUAAUAUUUAAAUAAAUGCUUGGGGUGACAGUUCUUAUUUUUAAAAUAAACGUUUUCUUUUGAAUAAGCAUGAUUUGCUGCUACUGCAAGCCUUGUGGCCGUUGUUUCUCAGAACGUCUGAAGCAGCAGCUGAAUCAUCUCAGGAAGAGAAAUUCUGAGCACGACGUGGAACACCGGGCCGCAGGGAGAGACAGGCAUGGGCCACUGUGAAGCUGUGAAACUCUGCAGAAGGCGACAUAAACAAAACUGAAAGACAAAUGACAGAGAAAGUAGGAAAAGAUAUGUGACAAAGAAUGUCCAUAAUAUGGAGCAGCUAUAGAUCAUUAAGGAAAAAAAAAAGUUGGUAGAAAAAAAUGAACAAAG
Suricata suricatta (meerkat) is the source of this 6403-nucleotide messenger RNA. RefSeq names its product BLM RecQ like helicase (gene BLM). Gene Ontology annotation, cellular component: chromosome; cytoplasm; nucleus. Bases 2755 to 5928 code for a protein of 1057 amino acids. Gene Ontology annotation, biological process: telomere maintenance; double-strand break repair via homologous recombination; DNA replication. The transcript is spliced from 18 exons. Gene Ontology annotation, molecular function: hydrolase activity, acting on acid anhydrides, in phosphorus-containing anhydrides; 3'-5' DNA helicase activity; DNA binding. The record is from RefSeq and is a predicted model, not a curated record. NCBI's taxonomy places the organism in Eukaryota, Metazoa, Chordata, Mammalia, Carnivora, Herpestidae.